GGAGUGAUGCUGUUGGAAUAAUUACUGUUCGGCGGAUCUUGAAUUGUAUACUUUUUAUUUUCUAUUAGGUACUGGUUGUUUAUUAUAAAUCAUAUUUAUUUAAACUAAUUAAAAUUAGUUUAAGAAAGCAGUUAUAUUUCUAAAAUGUCUAGAAAUUUGAUAGCCCCGAGAUCAGCUCGCAGUGGUGUUUGGCAGUAUUUUGGAUUCGAAGCAUCUGAAAAUGGAGAAAUUAAGGAUAAGCGUCAUGUGUGGUGCCGCCGUUGUGAUACGCAAUUAAUUUUUUCUGGAAAUACCACAAAUUUGUCUACACACAUGUUAAAGUGCCCGUCGCGUGAAUCCGAACUAUCCACAUCAGUUAAAAUGGAACCGUUAGAACGUGAUGUAGAAGAGGUAAAGUAUUGUGGCAAUCCUUCGAUGUAUUUCCAGAGUUUUUAUGUCUUAAAACAACGGUAUUGUACCAGACAAGCAUUAGGCCGAUUUAAAAGUAGUUUUUGUGUUCGUAGAUAAACUUAUCAUUGUUGCACGCUCCUUUCUUCAGUAGUACGUGGUGUAUAGUUCAUUAAAUACACUAAUUAUGUGUAUGAAUAUGUAAACAGACGUACGUUAGUCUUAAGAGUGAUAUUUUUCUGAUUAUAAUUCUGUUACAUACACAUUCCAUUGAGAGUAUUCCAUGACAUAAAGUAUGAAUAUAUAUAUUUUUUUAGAAUUUAAAUAUUUUACGAAAAUAAACAUAUUGAAUUUAAUAUUCAAGAGCACUUAACCUUAAUUUAUUUUUAAAAAUGUAUAGUUAAAAGUCUUUUACUACUAAUGUUUGACUCUAGCAAUGGUCUUGAUCAGCAUAAUUAAGUACCUACUGCAAUGGGAUGGUCGUUGGUUGUGCUGCUCUCAAUUAUAAAAUUUAAUUGUUACUCAUGACGUCACUCUGGCAUGCUGUAACACUACAGUUGAGAUGGCUAACUUACGAUGAAACUAGCAGAUGCUUAAACAGCAGGUCAGCAAGUAGCUCGUGAUCGUCGCCUUUCAUGAAGUACGCCAAUCAGAUUUGUACUGGUUGUAUGCAGGUGCAUUGUAAGCUCUAGUUUCUCAAUCCUUAAAUUAAAAACAUUGUGAAUAAUUAUAUAGGUAAAUUCUGUGUUGCAUAUCACAUUUUCACAGUUAUGUAUGAAAACUGUGCAUUACAUGUACUAGAUAUACUUCUAUAACUGCUCUGCCAAUAAAAAUCUCACACUCCAUGUGCCUUGUAUUAUUUUUUAACAGACUGCAUAGGUCUGAUGUAUUCGUGAUACUUUUUCAUAUCUGGCUUCCUUUUUAGUCAAUACAGGGGCGCAUUGAAACAAGGUAAAACAUAAAUUUGAAAAUCCAUUUUUUACAUCCUUAUUUUUUUUAAUCACAGUGUAAAAUCACAUUGCAAUAUUUAUAUUAUUUAAUUAGCUACGGCAGCAUUUUUUAUAGUAGCUUGUUUAUAUGACAUGAUUUUCACCAUGUUGAAUUCUUGCAACUUGCAUGUCUUUAAAAUUAGAAAAUGUGUUAUUUUUUGUUCCCAACUAUUUUCCAAAUCAUGCUAUAAAACAUAACUGCAAUUCUGUAUGUAGUUUACAGUUUUUUUGGACAACCAGUACAUUCUGUUAGCUAAUAUUUGUACUGUUGUUUACUAUUUAUAUUCAAUUAUGACAACUGUAUGAGUAUUUGUGCCAUAGGAUAACAUAGGUAUCUGAUAAGUUGUGCUAACUUUUGUUAUGUGAACUUAAAAUGAUUUAUUACAUUUUAUUCAAAUAAUUCUUUUAAUUUAUUUUACACAAUACCUACUUUGGUUUUGUGAAAACAAAGUUAUCACUGUGAAUGGGUUACUUCUACUUCAUUUUAAACUAUUAUACCUAUUUAUAAUGUUAAUAUUAUAGUGUUAAAUAUUCCCUUGAAAUGGAAAACCAAUUAACGUGGGAAACUGUCUUGUUCCCUGCCGUAACCUACAGAUAUUAAAAUCCCUAUCUUUUUAAAAGCAAUCUCAGCUACGCCACACUCCUAAGGAUCUAUAGAGAAUCACAGGAUCAAGUUGAUGCUAUUAUCAAUUGAACAGUAGGGCGGCAACAACAGAACCAGGGAAAACCGUCUUGGCUAUGCUAUUAAAGAAAAACACAAAUUUAUGUCACAAUAUUUACAUUACAGAUGAUGUUUACAAUAAUUUUAUACUAUCAUGUUGUGAUAAAUGUUAGUAAAUUGUACCUAACCUAACCAUUCAAAUAGUCAUUUCUGCCGAACUACUUUGGAGUAUCGCAAUGCUGUUCCACACAGUGAUUAGGAAAAAGUAAUACAUUUUCAUAUUUACGUUUGCCUUUGUUUCAACGUGCCCCCGUGCUCAAUGUCUACCUUCUUUUUGACACAAAUGUAAAGCUUAAUUUAAAAUCUACUGGGAUUAAAACAAAAACAUAAAACUUCAGUUAAAACCUAUUUAUAUAGCCAUGGUUUGUUACAAUCUAUCAUCUGCCCAGGCCAACUGUAGCUAUCCAGUACUAACACCCUGUUAGAUAUCAGCUCCUGUGUGGGCCAUACAGAAAAGAAAGCAAAUGAAGUGUGAAGAAUGUUGUGUUUCUUUUAUUGGUAUGAGGUGAAGUUGGAAUAUCGGUAGUCAUGUGUUAAGUUGUUUUCAGUGUGGUGGGUGCAUAUACAGUCUGUAUUUGACUAAAUCAUAUUGUGUGUAUUGUAGGUGGAGUUGUGGUGAUCAUGUGGUAUCUAAAAUACAUGAUAAUUUUUUGGGAUAUUUUGUGUGUAUCAUUUAAGAGAUGGAAAGUGUAAAAAACAUUUGAAUUGGUGUGUUUCGUGCUAUGAUAAAAAUAUAUUAUGGUGGUUGUAAGUAGUUGCUUUUUCGAAAAAGAGGAUCCAACCAAUGCAGUAAUUUUCUUUUGACAAGUACAUGUGGUUUUUCCUUAGGGGCAUUGUAAUAUUACAAGCAAUUACAAUGUGUGCACAUGCAGAGGACACAUUUGGGUGACUUCGUGCAAUUUCAGGAAUUUUGUCCUAUAAAUGGAAAUGGCGGAGUUCUGGACAGCCGAGGCGAUGCUGGGCGACGAGGAGAAGUCGGAACAGACAGACGCGGGGUCGCAGGAGGGGGGCGAAAGGGCCGGGGACGUCGCCGACGACAACGGAGGCAACUGCGGGGACGACGCGGGCGGCGACGAAGGCAGUCACUUCUGCCUCAAGUGGAAGCACCACCAGAACAACCAGCGCCACAUGUUCUCCCUGCUGCUCAACCAGGAGGCGUUCUGCGAUGUGACGCUGGCGUGCGAGGGCCAGCUCAUUGAGGCGCACAAGUUGGUGCUGGCAUCGUGCAGCCCGUACUUCGAGAUGGUGCUGAUGCGCCACUACGAGAAGCACCCCAUCAUCAUCCUGAAGGACGUCAAGUACGAGGACAUGAAGGUCCUGCUGCAGUUCAUGUACAAGGGAGAAGUGAACAUAGAGCAGGAGCAGCUGCCGUCGCUGCUGGAGACGGCGGAGGGGCUGAAGAUCCGCGGGCUCUCGGAGUUUGGGGACGAGCAGUUGGCCCAGCAGCAGGAGGUGGAACGCACGUGCGUGACUCCCGUGUCUGUGAGUGCCGUGAGUGCCGUAAAGAGUGACGCCUCUUCCCCCCGGGGCGUGUACAAGAGGAGGAGGGUCAACGACUCCCCAUACAUAGAAAAGCAGUUCAGCCCAAGUUCGUCUCCUGCAGCACCGACGACCAACCGCGGGAGCAAGUUCUGGAGGCAGCCGUCUGUGAUAAGAGUGCUGGAGGAGAUACGUGACGGCAACAUCAAGAUGGAUGAAGGCGCCAAGAUGCUGAAUGUCUCUUACGCCAACAUGUACCAACACUUCCGCUGCAGGUACGGGAAGAUCAAAGACACCCCCGCCUGGCUCGCCCAGAACGAGGCCUCGCGGAGGCUGGCCGAGAACAACGAGGCGAUGGGGGGGGAGGAGGACACUCUCAGCUCGGGAGGCGCCGACUCGGGCGGCGGGCUGCACAGCGGCCAGAUGCUGGCCAUGCAGCAGCAGCAGUCGAUCAUGAUGCACCAGCAGCAGCAUCUGCUGCAGCAGCAGCAGCUUCAGCAUCAGCAUCAGCAGGUUCAGCAGCAGCCGCCGCCGCCGCCAUCACCGCAGCAGCAGCAGCAACCAUCUCAGCAGCAGUACCACCGCCAACACCAGCCGUCGAGCGCGAUGGCCGGGCUGCGGGGCUAGGGCCCGGGAGGACCCGUGUCGGACCCCUUCUCGUCCGCGUGAGAACUCUCCUCGUGCAGGGCUGCGUCGAACCUCCGGGAUUCCGGUCGACUGGCGUUGAAAAAAAUGAAUUUCCCCGCAAAUGCACCACGAUAAAAAAAAAAUCUUUUUUUUUAUAGUCGAGUGUCAUUUAACGCCAGGAUUAACUAAAUCGACAAUUUUAUUCGGGGACCCUACCUUUGAUAUACGGAUUGUUUUUUGUAGAAAAUGGGUGAAUACGAGAAUGAAAUGGAUGAAUCGUAGAUCUGAUGAUAUAAUGACGUUUAUUUCAGGAAUUGAGUUUCGUUACCAAUACCAUGAUUUCGAUUUUGAAAAAAAAAUAAUAUAUUGUGAUCUUGUUUUACAGAGGUCCUAAAACAGUUACAACCACAAAAGUUGCUCAAUUGUGGUGUUUACUUGAGGGUCAAAUAUCAUAGACAAAAAUGCCCGUGUUAAACCUUUAAAUAUAAAUAAGCUGAGAUGUUAGUUAUGCAAUUUGGUAAGUUAAGCCUCCCGAUGGUUAAUUAAAAGAUGGUUAACAUGUGUAAAAAUUGUUGAGCCCAUGUUUCUUGAACACUAGUAGGCUGACCCAAAACAUACAUGUUGUGUUUCAUAGUUUACACAUUGAUGACAUUGACUUUUCACUGUUCAGAGUAUUUUGGUGACAUUUUUUCCCAGUAUUGUGUAUGGACGAGUUUUGUGCAUGCAAAAUAAAUUUGGCAUGCAAAUGGCAUACAAAAAAUUUUAGGCUUUGGAUGUUAAUAUUUUUUAAUUGCAUUAUUAUUAUUAUUUAGAUAAUUAAAACAUUUAAAUGUACUAUACGUUGCAGCAUGAUUGAUUAUUUAAAAUGUGUAUGUAAUUAGCUAUUUCAGGCAAGUUUAUAUUCUUUUUUUAUGGUUCUAUAUAUAUUAUGAAUUAAAAUGUUUCAGUUGAUGUAGUAUUCUUGUGAAGAGGAAUGUUUACGUACUCAGAAUGUUGACAUAGAGUGAAACCUUGUUUAUCUGAAUAAACAAGAAACAAAUUUUUUUAUGUUUGAAGUUGUGUUAUUCGCUUCAAUUUAAUGAAUAUUCAGAAGUAACUACAUCAGAGGGAACUAUCAACAUUAAUUUAAAGCUGUGUGUACAUUCAAACUUAGUGUGUAUAGUUUUUAUUUUUUUAUUUUUUAUUUAAUUUAAACAAUUUAUUGGAAAUUCAGUUAAUUGAAACAUUUGUUGUAAUUAACCACGGGAUAAUUUUAUUUAUACUAAAGCGCUACAAUUACAGUAUAAACCACCCAAAUUCCUUAUCGAAAACUAAGUUGUGCUUAUGAGGAUAAAAAGUUAAAAUGUGGGUCAACUCGAGUUGAGCAAGUAGCAGCAGCUUGAUUUGACUUGAAAGUAGAGUUCAUAGUAUCUGACAAGAUGAGGAUUUACUGUAUUUUUCUUAAAGCUCUGCACAUAUUCGACAUGUGCAACAGUCAUAUAACCCUUAUGUUGGAAGCACUUCACGGGGAAUCUUGUAUUUACGGUUUUGCAGUUUUUUUUGUUUUUUUGCUUUUAAUUUUACGUUAUUUCACUGUCCGAAAAACUUUAAGCGUAUAUUUUGCUAUUUACCUCUCAAAAACUGGGAAAAUACGCCAUUUUGUACGCUGUACAUCAUAGUCAUAUAUUUGUAACACAGCAAACAAGAUAUGAUGAAAAAAAAAAAAGAAUGUCUGGAACUGGAAUGUAUUUUCAUUCUAUUGCAUUGGCUAUCCAUAAUAUUAUUUGACACUACCACGAAAGAGUUACAGUAGAACCCUGUUUUAAUGUUUUUUAGAUGGGCAUAAGGGAAAAAAACAAACGUAAGAUGGAAAUACAAAUUUAGCAUGUGUCAGUUUUUGAACUUUUUACCAACUUGCUCAUAAAGCUGUAUAAACAAAUUUAAAUUUAAAACCACUGAUGGAUACACUCAAAUUGCGAAUUUGGUUAACCAAGCUAACAAUUUUUCAACUUCAUCGUGCUUCCAUUUUAUUUUUCUGUAAAGACACACUGCAACAUUCUGUAAAAACUAUUCACGGUUCGUGACAAUGACAAUGAAAUUAAACUCUUUAUCAGCAAUUUUUUUUUAUUCUUGUCAUUGUUAAAUAGUUGGCAAUCUAAAAUAUUGCAGGACAACGUACGUACGUUUGAAAACAUACUAGAAUGGCAAGGAAGGGAAGAAUUUGUAAUUGAUAUAUUUAAUACACAGCGAUAGCUGGCACUACAUGUAGCGCUAAUGUUUUGGCACACUAAAAUUUGGUUUUUCCCUACAGUCUUAUUUGUACCAUCUGCAUCUAUGGUAUAGCAGAGAUUGUAAACAAAAAUGUGCGUAAAGUAUGAAGUUAACCUUUUAACUUGUUAAUAUUCAUAGACGGGAUAAGUGUUGGAAUAGUUAAGUUACUAAAACUCUUUUUUCAUUGAAAUUUAUAAAGCAAACAUUAUAAGCAAGAAAUUCACUAUUCGUGAUAUUUAUAACAAAAAAAAUUGAACUUAUGGAGAAAAUGUUGAGAGUUUAAAAAUAUGAUGUUAUAAAGCAGGAAAACAUAAGCAAGAACAUUAUAACAGGGUUGAACUCAACUCCAUAGAUUAAUAUAAACCUUCCAUUUUUUUUUUUUUUUUUGAUGUAUGAAAUAUGGCUAAAGCAAAUGCCAACUGAUGGUUUUUCUAAUGUAAAAUUCUGCCUUCAUUAUUUUUGUUGAUUUUUUGCCAGAUAACAAAAGAAUAUAAACUUGUAGAGUAAGCACCUUAAUGUUCGACAAUUGGUUUCUCUACAACUAACCAUUGACGUUUUAUCCAGUGGUAUUACUAUGCCUAGUAAAUGAAGUUUGUGUAUAUUUUAAAGAUUUGCCACUUUCAUUAGCCUCGUUUGUCGUGGGUAACAGUUCUGAUUUUUUAUUUAAUUUUUUUGUGUUGUCAUUAGAAAGAGAGGUGUUUUUGUUAAACUAAUCAAAACUAGAUAUUUUAUAUCUUUUGCAUGUUUUAUGUCACAAAUAUGUAGCGAAGAAUAAUCACAGACUGAACACAAUACAGUAUGUAAGAGAAUAGCAUUUUAUGCAUCUCCUUUUAUUAUUUAAUUUCUGACUGUCCACUGAGCAGGUUAUCAUCAUGUGUCUUUGUGCAAAAAAUUAGUUAUAGUAAAUUUUGUAUUUAGUAUAUUUAGUCAUGUAACCUAUUUAAUAGUUUUAAUAUUUAUAUUAGCAGUGUAGCUUGUAGUAUAUUAAUCAUGAUGCUAAGCUGAAAUAUAUAAAGUAAUGAAAUGUGGACUGGAGUAGGUAAUGACUUCAUGUCUUAAUUGAGAAUAUUGUAUAAAGUGGUUAGUAAAGCUCAAUAGAUAUACAAAUGGAUGUUCAUAUAAGCAUAAGGGGGCCUGGGCGCCCUCUGGAAUCAAAAAAGAACCCCUCUGAGGGGGUCUGCUUGCUCUUUUGCAAAACCGUCACUGUGAAAUGGGAAUGAUGAAACAUCCCACGGGCCCCCUGGGUAAUCCCACUGAUUUUCGCCCACACAUGUAAGCAUAGUUUAUAUAUUAGUUGAAGGUAAUUCUAAACUGCAAUAAUGUGUAACUAUAGCAUUGUACGCUGUGUAAAGUAACUGCUGUAAUCUCUAGUAGGUAUUUAGUUGCAGCUGCUCUCAAAUGCUGUGAGGACUAGUCGUGUAGUAGAUACAUAUGUAUGUUUUAAGAGAGUGCGAUACUGGAUGUUUAAGCAACUGUGCUCUCGCACAUGGUAACUACUUUAGUUGUCGCUCUGAAUGACAUUCUUUUAAGUAUAUAAUUUUUUUUUUUUUCUCAUAGUAGCUGUGUUAAUAAUUUGUGAGCUCUUGGCUGUUUUAGUAUCUGCAUAGCAUUUACAAUUCCUAAAACCCAAGGCAACACACCGCUCGAACUUGGAAUCAGUCAUGUAACUAAUGAAAACUAACAAGGAUUUUGACUUACUGUUUCUUGGCAGCAUUUUAACGAACUAUGAUUUUUCAGCUUAGGUAAUGUCUGAUGGUUUUGAUGGUUCAAAGAUCUAUCUGAAUGGUGAGUAAAUUUAACUUUUUCUUUUCUAACGUCUAAACAUUAUUAUUUGUUUGUAUCACAUCAACACCUGGCUUGAAUAAAAUAGUGAGAAAUGAAGUCUGACAAUGGUACUUAAAUUAAACAUUAACAGUGAUGACAAAAUAUUGAUGAUUCCUUGAUUCUGAUGAUGUCAAGUCUUGCCUCGGUUCCCAGCUCAAUUCUUAUUAUGGAUUUACAGAUUUACAAAUUUGUGGUUUUAAGAUUAGUUACACAAUGUUUAUGUUUCAUGUGACAGUUGAAAAAGUGAAUUUAAAAUGGAAUAAAUUAUAAAAAGAUAACACAGUUUUUAUUGCAAAAUACUCUUAUUUCAACGUGAUGAUCUGCUCUACUGCACAUCAAGAGAAUAAAAAAACCUAAUACAUGAUUAGUCUACAAUAAAAUAUUUCCAGUAUUUCCACACUUCACUUGAGAUUUGUAGUGAUGGUUAGCUGAACUGUAACUUCUACUUGCUAGUAUGCGAUACAGUUUUAAAGUACUUCAGCCAACAUGUCCAGUAAAGUAUCGUAUUUACCUGCGUAUGGGUCACAGAUUUUAUGCCGAUUUUUUGUUUAGUAUAAUUUACUGCAUCCCGUAUGUGAAUUUUCCAUUUUGGGUAAAAAAAAAUUAACAUUGCACUGUUUUGGUCAACUAUGAUUGUUUAAUUAAAAUAUCUCGGAAGUGUGUGUAAGCAUCAUGAACUGUGCCGUUAAGCUACGUGUACCGUUAACAGUUUCCAUAAUCAAUACAUAUUGUAAUUUGAUUUAUAUAGUUACAUGUUAGAUAACAAUAUCUUGGGGAAUGAUAACAGGAUAGGUAUGUAUGAAGAAAAAAAUUUAAAUAAACUUCAGAAUACUAAGGAUUUGAUUCACCCAUCCCUAAUAAAUACACAUUACUAGAUAUUGCUGCUCCGUAGGAUGUAGGUAACAUCUAGUGAGACAUAAACCACCUGUGUUAUCUAGGUGCUUGGUGACUUGUUUGUGGUCAGAUUAUUGUAACUUGGAGUGCUAAGUCAUACUGAAUAAAUAAAGAUGCAGUUUGUCAGACUACCUUUGGUGUGACAGGAAAUUGUGGUGUAGGUUAACCGAGAAUUGGAAAAGAAAAAGUAUAACCUACACAUCACUAUUAGACAAAUAAUUUUAUAAAUUGUGAACUGUUGGAAUGUGGGCCAUAUUAAAGCCAAAUUUAUAUUAUGGUACUAUGGCACAAAUUAAAAUGCUAAAGCAUUGAUAAUCUUUCAAGAAAAUAGUAUUCUAACUUGAAGUACAAAUAUUAACUGAAUAUUUAGAAGACUGCAAAUCAUUUUAAAGUUUCACUUUACAAAAAUGCUGCCAAGUGAUGGAAUGUCUGAACACUACGAACAUCACUAAUCAAUUUUGAUGUAAAAACGGAAUAAAAUGUGGAAUACAGCAACAUUUCAUUGAUUUUCAUAUUUAUUAAUAAAGUUAAUAAUGGUUUAAUGUAAUAUAGGAUAAGAAUUUGUUACAAAGUACCAAAGAAUUAAAUUUCAGCUUCAUUCCAAGACAUUCAGCUACAGUUUGGUAUACUCACUGUACUCCAUAAACUUUACCUCCAAUAGCUGUGUUGGUGAAGCUCUUUGGUAAUCUUGCUAGCAGGAGUUCAGAUCACAAAACUAAGUUCUUCAUUGUUCUUAGACUUUUAUUUUGGACAUUAAAAAGGUUUUUUUUUUUUCACACUUAAAGAAAUGAGUUUAUUUAUGAAAUUAUUUUUUUUGUCCUCAUUUUCAAUUGUCUCAUGUGCAUUAAAUGUUUGUAAAUGUACACAUGUACAUGCAGAUUGUAGCUGAUGUGUUUGCUGUGCAUAUUUUGAAAUUUAAUUGAAAUGUGAUGUGAUCAAGCUGUGUGUUGCAUAUCACAUAUGUAUUCAUGCAUGCAUCUGACUACGUGCCUUUUAUUUUGGACAUUUUUUUAUUUAUCAUUUUGAAACCUCCACAGGUUUUUCAAAUUAUGCUUUCAUGUUACCAUGUUAGUUGAGGGAGUAUCAAAUAUUCACAAGUAAUGAGAAGUGGUUGAAAUUUUUGAAUUGUCAUUUAUUUAUAGUUUUACUAGGGGUGUGUGAAUAGUGGAUUUUGGUGGUCAAAUAUUUUCAAAUCGAGUAGUCAUAUUUUUUAAUUGAAUGUAAAUAGCUUCGAAGUUGUAAAUGUUAUAUUUUGUUUUGAUGAAUCACCAUACAAUACAGAAUACACGAGAAUAAACCACAUUCACACACAAAGUUUUGGGUAUCAGGGCUAAAUUUAUUUAUUUAUACAGUAACAUUUGCUGUUCUUGAAAUUGAAACUUCAUUUGAAAGAAACUAUCCACCACAGUGUCAUGAUGUUUUUUUCUUUAAUGUACUAUAAUAAUUAGCUAAACAAAUUGACAAAAUUAAAAAAUAAUGGCAAACCAUUUUUUUCAGUUGUUUUUAAUAUCAAGUUAUCACUGCAAACUCAGUAGUAACACAAAUGUUUCGUUUUACUUGAAGUGAAUUUAAAAAAAAAACAAGUAGCAUUGCAUAUAUUUAAUUACAAAAACCUGUUCAAAAAAUUGUAAAGCAUAAUUUAAAAUAGGUUACUUGUUUGAGAUUUUAGAACUUAAAUGUCACGUUUAACAUUCUGCCAUUUACUUGUUGCUGGUAAAGUAAAAUAUUCCACUUAUUUUAAUAAUUUGUAUGUCAUGUUUAAAAUUUUUAGAACUUGACUCUUCACUUUUCCCGGUGUCCAUUUAUGGUAAUGAACUUCAAUGAACAUUAUUUUAAAAAUACAAAUCUCCAUUUUAAUGUUUUUAAUGACUACAACAGAGGUUAGGGCUACCCAGCACUUAAGGACAAUAAAUACCAAAUGGUUAAAUAACAAAAAAUAGUGCUUGUAAUCUCAAAGAGCGGUGACAGACAAAACUGUGAUUAACUGUGCUAAUCAAAAGAAAUUUAGGAAAAGUUAUGCUGAAAUUAAAUGUUUUUGGAUAUUUAUUUUAACAUUUUAUAAAUUAUAGAAAAUGAUCUUUAAACAAUACAGUAUGUGUUGGCAUUCCUGCCUACAUUCUGUUUCAUUUGGAAAUGGCAUUGUGUUUAUUUACUACUAACAAGCUACCGCGUGUUGAAUUUAUUAAGAUUGUUAAUUUAAUUUCUUGGAAUAAACUGUUUAAACAUGCAUUGCGGUACACGUUAAUACAAAUUUAUGGGUAGAUUAGAAACUACAACAUUAAAAUUUGGUGGAAAAAGGAAUCACUUUGAACCACUAGUCACUAAGCACAUGUGCAUGUAAAUAUUCACAAUUUUUAUUUUUUAUAUUUGACCUCCAUAUGCGAAUAGUAUAUUUAUAGCUAUUUGCAUUUACGAAUAUUCUCACACCCCUAAAAUUUUACAUUAUAUACUGGAUUUUUAGCCUAUAUUUUACAUACACAUCAUGCUUAACUAUUUUAGCAAUGAACCCUUAAUUUAUCCAAAAGAUGCCACAUUCCCAUUUAGAAUACUUGAUUCUCUACUGUUGAUUAGUGACACCACAAUAUUUUCUCUUCAGUUUGUAAAGUCAUGAUAGUGCAUUUGUUAUUGAUUCAGAACUAGUCGCUUUAUCCAUUGUUGCGUACAUAGUGUAGUAAGAAUUUUAAAAAGCUUUUAGUUUUAAUAUCCAUAUUCUCUAACUUGAUAUGAAGCUAAGUGGUACUGAAAAAAUUAUUUUAAAAAUAGCUUUAUUUUUUAAUGAUCAUCUUCUGCAAGUCACUGAUUGUGAAUUUACAGUGUGAGAAGUCAGUUAAUUAGAAAGAAAGGAAGUUGGAAAACAGCUUCUCUUGCAUAGAUUCAAGAACUCUCCGACUUGAACAUGAGGACAAGCAUAUUUAAGAGUAUUCAGAUAGGAAAUAGAAGCUGUAAAAUAAUAUGUAUGGUGUAGUAUAUAUAAAUGUAUGAAUUAAAAAUGGAAAGCUAAGUUUUGACCAGUGAGUGUUAUUAAGGCCCAAAAUUGCUUGUCCUCAUGGUCUGGUCGAUAAAGAGCACAUGAAGCUGCUUUGGACAUGGUGACUGUUUGAGCCAGUGCUUUGUGUUGAACUGAAAUAAAACAAAUUGUAUUUUGUGCAUUGAUAUUUAAUGAAUAAAACUGAAAAAAUAAA
Bacillus rossius redtenbacheri is the source of this 12353-nucleotide messenger RNA. Its product is annotated as protein bric-a-brac 2-like. Gene Ontology annotation, biological process: regulation of transcription by RNA polymerase II. Bases 3019 to 4203 code for a protein of 394 amino acids. The record is from RefSeq and is a predicted model, not a curated record. Gene Ontology annotation, cellular component: nucleus. The transcript has 6 exons. Lineage: Eukaryota; Metazoa; Arthropoda; Insecta; Phasmatodea; Bacillidae. Gene Ontology annotation, molecular function: protein binding; DNA binding.